Messenger RNA from Rotaria sp. Silwood1, 1335 nucleotides. Lineage: Eukaryota; Metazoa; Rotifera; Eurotatoria; Philodinida; Philodinidae. The record is from the annotation of a GenBank genome assembly.
AUGCAAUCUCAUUUAGUCAAUAAAGUACGGUCAAGUUUAGAAUCCAUUGGUGUAAAGACGUCUCGAAAACAUAGUCAAUCAAAAAAUGAUACAUCAAAUAUACGUAGACGAAAUAAAAUUUUAGCAUUAGUUUUGGCAGGAGGACAAGGUGGUCGUCUUGAUGUUCUAACUGAACAACGAGCUAAACCAGCUCUUCCGUUUGGAGGAACUCUUCGCUUAAUUGAUUUUUCUAUGAGUAACUGUCAUCACUCACAUUUGCCAGAUGUUUGGGUUGUCGAACAAUAUGAAGUUCAUGAACUCAAUGAACAUUUAGCUAAUGGACGUCCAUGGGAUAUGGAUAGAACCUAUGGAGGUCUUCAAAUGUUACCACCAUAUGAAAUUCAUAAUAAGAGCAAAAGUGAUGAUGGUAAAAAGGAUCAAAGUGAAAAUGAUGAUCAAGGUGGAUUUGCCAAAGGCAAUGCAGAUGCCAUUUAUCGACAACGUCGUUUACUCAAUCAAUUUUCACCAGAUCUUCUAUUAGUUUUAAGUGCUGAUCAUGUUUACAAACUCGAUUAUCGUGAUGUUAUCGAUUUUCAUAAAGAUCAUCAAGCGGAUGUAACUAUAGUUACAACAAAAGUACCAGAAGGAGAUUCACCAUCACGUUUUGGAGUUGUUCAAGUUAAUGAAGAUGGUCGUGUUGUCAAUUUUGAAUAUAAACCAAAACAACCAAAAUCUGAUCUUGUAACAACCGAAGUAUUUGUGUAUGAUUAUCGUAAAUUAAUGGAUACACUCGAUCAAUUAGCUGAUGAUGGUGAAUUAAAAGAUUAUGGUGAAGAUUUACUACCAAAUUUAGUUAAAGAAGGUAAUGCUUGGGAAUUUCGUUUGAAUAGUUAUUGGAGAGACGUCGGUAUACCAGAAAGUUAUUGGCAAGCGAGCAUGGAUUUACUUUCAAAAAAAUCAGAAUUACAUUUAGAUGAUCCACAAUGGCCUAUUCUUACACGUAGUGCACAACGUUUACCAGCACAUUUACUUGAUUCAGCUCGUUUUGAAAAUAGUCUUAUUUCACCUGGUUGUGUUAUUGGUGGAACAGUUAUUCGAUCAAUUCUAGGACCAGCUUGUAUUGUUGAUUCAGGAGCAACUGUACGUGAUUCGAUUCUUUUUGAUGAAGUUCAUGUCGAAGAAGGAGCAGUUAUUGAACGAUCAAUUAUUGAUGAAAAAGUUGUUAUUGGUAAACGAGCUACAAUUGGUCUUGGAGAAAAAAAAGAAUUGACAAUGAUUGGUAAAAAUGUUAAAAUUUCACCAAAUUCAAAUGUGCCAGCUGGAGAAAAAAUUCAUCCUGAAAAACAGGAUGAUUAA